Messenger RNA from Portunus trituberculatus (swimming crab), 508 nucleotides. RefSeq names its product MIF-like protein mif-2. The transcript is spliced from 3 exons. The coding region runs from base 74 to 421 and encodes 115 amino acids. The record is from RefSeq and is a predicted model, not a curated record. Lineage: Eukaryota; Metazoa; Arthropoda; Malacostraca; Decapoda; Portunidae. Gene Ontology annotation, molecular function: phenylpyruvate tautomerase activity.
CCCAGUACAGCUCCAUCAGUCAGUUUAGUUCAUUGAGUGGCACGGCUGUGUCUCCACCACCACCACCACCGCCAUGCCUCUAGUCACUCUCAUCACAAACCUUCCUGAUCACAAGCUUUCCGAGGACUUCCAUCUCGCUCUUUCCUCCAAGUUAGCUGAGGCAUUAGGAAAACCAGAGGAGCGUGUGUCGGUGAGGCUGCAGUGUGGGCAGAGGAUGGCUCGUGGCGGGUCUAUGGCGCCGGUGUGUGAGCUGCAUGUGGCCUCCAUCGGGCUGGAAGGCAGGGACAAGACGCAGCCACUCGCAGAAGUAAUGACUGACUUUCUGGCGAACUCCACGGGCAUUCCACCCAAGAGGAUUCUAAUGAGCUUCUCAGCCCUUCAGCCCCACAAUAUUGGCUGUGAGGGGAAGUUGAUGGGCUGAUGAUGAUGAUGCUGAUGAUGGGAAGGUGAUGGGAAGACGAGGUAAGGAGGAGGAGGAGGAGGAGGAGGAGGAGGAGGAGGAGGAGAC